This is a messenger RNA of Aureobasidium vineae, 867 nucleotides long. The record is from the annotation of a GenBank genome assembly. NCBI's taxonomy places the organism in Eukaryota, Fungi, Ascomycota, Dothideomycetes, Dothideales, Saccotheciaceae.
AUGUCUCCGGUCCCUCCAGAACCCACACCGUCGCAAGCACCUCCCUCGCUCGAAACGGGUAGGCAUGAAUCUCCUCCGGUGCCGACCACAGCCUCGGGCUUCCCCGAAAUCAAACUACGCCUCGAACUCCGCGAUCUCUCUCACCCGUCGACCGACCUCUUCCUGAAGAACUUCAACAGCGCCAAAGACCUUGCCGAGCUGGUCGACACCGUCUUGAAGCGACUUUAUACCUACCCCAGCCAUGACGACGCACCGACAAGACUACCCAUGCCCACGCACCCAAGGAUCCCACCUACACGUUCUGUUACCUUGAUCUUGCGGGAUAUGGACGGCGUAGCAUACACCACCGGCGCAGACAUCGACAACGAUCACAAAGAGAUCCACUUCUCACUCGGCUACCUCAACCACGUCGCAUCACAGAAAGCUGGCUACUCUGCGCGUACCGAGAUUCUCGGUGUCGUCUGUCACGAGUUGGUUCACUGCUUUCAGUGGAACGCCAGAGGUACCUGCAAUGGAGGUUUCAUCGAAGGAAUUGCCGAUUGGGUUCGUCUGAACGCUGGUUUCAUCCCUCCACACUGGAAGAAAGAGGCUGGCAAGAGUUGGGAUGCUGGAUAUCAGAAUACUGGUUACUUUCUUGAUUGGAUUGAGAAGAGUAGAGGUACGGGCAGUGUCUACGUCAUGAACCAAGCACUGUUCCACAAGAAAUAUGACAACGAGACGUACUGGAAAGACCUGUUCGGCCAAAGUGUCGAGAGUCUUUGGAAAGAGUACGCCGAGUCGCUCAAGAAGCCCAAAGACGAGUCUGAGGGCUAUGGCGAUCCGAACCUCAAGAUGCAGAUCCGUAUCAAGAAAGAUGUAGAGGGAUAG